UGAUCUUUUGUAGCUAACCAUUCUCUUCCUGAGAAAUCACUCUUCCACAGGCCAACGAAACUCAUAUUUGGAGAAAGGUCAGGUUGAUAUCUUAAAGAUAAUUGUGGGUCACAGAGUUGGUGUGCUGAUCAAUUGUUUGGAGACUACCAGCGGAGCAGCAGCAGCUAGCAGUAUCCAUGAGACCUGAAGAAUACAACGAAGAAACAAAUUGAACUUAUAACUUCUGCUGCCAUCAAUUCCAUUUCUAUAGAGUUGGUUUCUCCCCCACCCCCAAUACUAAAGAAGUGACUUACCAUUGUCUUUCCUGGAAACUAGACUAUAUUGCAGUGGCUGCAUUUUAGGUAUUUUCAUUCUCAUUGCAGCAUACUUCUUUUGGUCUCUCCAGCACUGAAUCUGUAUCUUAUCUUUGCCCAACUAUAUGCAAUUAACUAUUCUGCAUUAACAUAACAUUUUUUCCAUCAAUAGCCUUUGGCAAUAUAGUCUAGAAAUAUGUGUCAUUCAUAUAUAAUUCCAUACAAAUGGGAAAUGCACAGUUUAGUUUAAAAAUACAACUGGUCCAUAGGAAGGGACACUCAACGCUUCCCCCCGCCCCCCGAUAAUGAGCAGGAAGUGAGAAAAAUCUCAAGAAAAAUUGUCAGCUGAAAUGCGAAAUUUGAAAUGCGAAUGGAUAGGGUAUAUUAAAAUGAAAUACACAAAUGUCCCAAAUACACCUAAGUUUGAUCUUUAGUUUUCAAGAGAUACUACCACUGUAAGAUUGAGACUGGGGAAAAAACCUCUCUCACAGCAGAGAAAAACUCACAAUGCUUGCAACAGCAGCAACACACACUGAACAUUAUAUACUUUCACCUUAUUUUGCAAAACUGUUCUUUAUUCUGCUCCUUCUUUCUGCAUUUCUUAUGUCUACUAAGGCUACUAUUUUAUCUGGGAUGUGUUAACCAGAAUUUUUUUACAACUAGAUACUUCAGGUUUAGAGAGAGAGGAAAUGCCCUCAUCUCUAUAAAAGGGGAGUGUGACCUAAUCAGUCUUAAGAACAAUAUACAAAAGGGGAAACAGUUGCAUAUGAAAUGUACCGCCACAAAGAACACAGCAGAGGACUUAAUGAAGUAGCAAAACGCCUUCUGAACUUUGAGUCAUAUUAACCAUGGCAACAAUCGUUGUCUCUCCAUCUUCUGUAACAAAUCAAACUCAAAUCGAAAUUUGUGAUUUAUAUGAACAUGAAGAUUCAGCGAGAAUUUUAUUGCCUACUUUCUACAGUGUGAUUUUCAUAAUUGGCUUACUUGGAAAUGGACUUGCUCUUGCUGUGAUUGUAAAAAAUAGGAAAAAAAUCAAUUCAACCACUAUUUACUCAACAAAUCUUGUUGUCUCAGACAUUCUUUUUACAACAGCUUUACCUACCAGAAUAGCAUACUAUGCACUGGGUUUUCACUGGCCGUUUGGAGAGGUAUUCUGUAAAAUUACAGCCCUUUUCUUUUAUAUCAACAUUUAUGCAGCUGUGAAUUUUAUGACAUGCUUGAGUAUCGAUAGAUUUGUAGCCGUGGUUCAUCCUUUAAAAACCAAGUUCAGAACAGUUAAAAGCGCCACAUACAUUUUUUGCUUUGUGUGGUGUCUUGUACUUGCCCAAACUCUUCCACUGCUUACACUACCCAUGUCACAUCGAGAAGGAAAAAGGACCACGUGCAUGGAAUAUCCAAACUUUGAAAAAAUUAAACAACUCCCUCUGAUGCUUCUAGGUGCCUGUUUACUUGGAUAUGUAGUUCCCCUUGGAAUUACAAUAAUCUGUUAUUCAAAAAUCAGUUACAAACUCUGUCAAACUGCAAAGCAAAACCCACUAGCAGAAAAAUCAGGAACAAACAAAAAGGCAAUUAAUAUAAUUAUCUUCAUCAUCGUCGUAUUUGUAAUCUGUCUUACUCCCUAUCAUCUUGCCAUUAUUAUAUACAUGAUUAAGAAGCUUGUGCAAGGAAAUAUUUCCUGCAGCCAUCAGAAGAUCUUUCAAAAGACGCUCCAUUAUACUGUGUUCCUGAUGAACUUAAAUUGCUGCAUGGAUCCUUUCAUCUAUUUCUUUGCUUGCAGAGGAUACAAAAGGACAAUAAUGAAAAUACUGAGGCGUCAAGGAAGCAUUUCAGAAUCAAGUGCUGCCAGAACUGUUCCUGAUGAAAGCUCCCGGGAUGUUGCAGACACACAACUAGCGCCCCUUUCAGCAACUUUAAAUGGAAAAAGGUCAACUCAAGCCCUUUCAUUUUGAACAUGCCUCCAGAAUCUUGAAUCAUUCAAAAAUGCUGGAAAUAGCAAGAAUCAUCACAGCAAGAAAGUCAAAGAAAGAAGAGAGAGAAAUCCAAUUUUCAUUUUUCUUUAAAAAAGUACCCAUUUGAUUUCUCAGGAGUGAAGCAGAAGAUGGAUUAUGCAACGUAUCAUUACCACAGAUAUUGAUUUAAUCAUAUUUGGGGUUUUCCAAAUAUUACUUUUUUUUAUCUUUCUCUCAUGUCAGCGUACUUCUAUUUUGGGAUCCUAUUACCCAAGUUCUCAGGAGAAAAGCAACCAAUUUAAUGGGUUUAAAUAACUGGACUCUAAACAAUAUACCUUGGAUCAGCAAAAUAACACGUGACAGAUAUGCAAAAGGGAAUAUUUAACAUUUUCUUUUUCGUAUCUAUACGAAAUACAUUUAUUUAUAUAACAACCCAUAUAAAAUCAUUUAAUUAUAAACAGUUUUGUUUCUCAGGAGGAGGUAUAUAGAUAGCUUUAGACAAUUUACUAUAUUGUUAGAAAACAAUCCCCAAGCUUUUAAAUCACUUAUUGAACACUGGAUCCUAUGUUUGAUUUGAUUAUUCCAUGAUAAUUUUAAGAUACAUAACCUACAUAGUUUAAAGGUCAUGUAACAAAAGCAGCUGAGCCUCUAGGAUGGAAGACUGAAAGUCUCAAACCUCCUCUCACAGAAGCCCUCUGGGUUUUCACAAAUGGGCACUCUGCCAUUGUGAGUGCUUCACUUUUUAUCCUUUCCUAAACAAUAAAUAUAAGGAUUUUACAACGUCUGCCACCUUUCGGUCUAUUAAAAGAUAAAAAUGAUUUUAAAAAGGUUAAAAUGUAAAUGGAUGAAAUAAUUUGAAUAUUACUGCUUUCUAGUUUAACAAUGAAAAGGUGCGUGGCUAGAAGGUUUAGCAUUUAGAUGUGGUAGCAUUUAGAUGUGGGGGGAGGAUCAGGCCAAUCUCAUAAGAGAUAAACAAAAUCAAACAUUAUUUUAAGAAGUGUAGAACAUUUCAACUUCAAGUAUCAACAUUUUCUUUUGCAAGAAGGAAAUAUACCCACUCCUCAUUUAGUGACCUCAGUUAGCAACUAUUAACAAAUAAAAAGGUAAUAAAAUUCAUUUUCUGACCAACGCAUGCAUUUACAACCAAAUGUUGUGCUCCUGGCAACACAUGCCAGUGACAAUAACACUGACUUAGCUGGGCAACAAACUUUUAUCUGAAUGAAACAACCGCAAUCAGUGAUUUCUCUAUCAUGUGUUCACUUGAUGAUCAUUUCGUUUAAUGACUUGAUCACUAGAAUGGAACAUAGUCGCUAAACCAGAAGUGGGUGUACAGAUAAAAUGCUUUCAGAAGAUCUAUUGCAAAUACUCUGUUGCAAAUACUACUCUGUUGCAGAUAAACUUUUUAAAAUCUAUGCAAAGUACUGGAGAAAGUUUCAAAGGCAAUUUACAGAUCAGGAAAGAUUCUAAAGAGAAGUUACUUUUCCAUGCACAACCUGAGGAUAUGUAUAAAAAGACUAUAAAGAUAUAUAUGGAGACUUAUGUAGCAUGUGUAUGAAUGUGCCUUCAAUCAGUGAUGACUUACAGUAAUAAGAAAAUUAACCUUCAUAAAGGUUUUUGGUUAGACUUAUAACUAUUUCCUCAGGACAAAAGUUUUCUUAAUAUUCCUAGCAUGUUGAAACAGAGUCAGUCUGUUUGCAUCAAACUUAAUGGUCACCAUUCCCCUCCCUUCCACCCUCAUAGCCGUCCUGCCAAAACAAUGCCUGGCAAGAAUUUGUUUCAGGUAGAUUUCUGUUGCUCUUCCCCAAGAAAGAAUGCACACAAAUAAUUCCUUGUGUGUCCAAUCACACUUGGCCAAUAAAGAAUUCAAAUUCUUACUAUGUUAAUAGUCAGGCAACCGAAAAUAUGAUAUCUAUCUAGGAAUAUAAGAACAAUGUCUAACUACCUAAGAGGGCUAUUAUUCUUGGGCUACAAAGUCUGCAUAACUACAGGUAGUCAUCAAAGUCUGCAUAACUACAGGUAGUUCAUUUAGUGACUGUUCAAAGUUACAAUGGCACUGAAAAAAGUGACUUAUAAUCCUUUUUCACACUGACAAUCACUGCAGUAUCCCCAUGGUCAUGUGAUUAAAAUUCAGAUGCUUCGCAACUGAUUCAUAUUUAUGAUGGCUGCAGUGUCCCAGAUCAUGUGAUCACCUUUUGUGACCUUCUGAAAAAUAAAGUCAAUGGGGAAGCCGGAUUCACUGAACAACCAUGUUACUAACUUAACAGCAGCAGUGAUUCGCUUAAUAACUAUGGCAAGAAAAGUUGUAAAAUGAGGCAAAAUUCACAACUGUCUUGCUUAGCAAGACACCUUUUGGGAUCAAUUAGUAGCUGUCAGUCAAAGACUAUGCGUACUGGACAGCAGCAAAGAGAAAAGCUGUUCAUUUCUCCUUCCAGCCAUCUAUUGCUUUCCUCAGUCUCAAUAUGGUGAUCCUCUUUAUCAACAAUGCACCUGAUCAGAAAUGUCUUUUGCACAUAUGCUGUAUUCAAAUCUAUAACUAUGCUUCAAGCUGACAUAGAGCUAAGAACAGCUAGACAGAUGUUAAGCAAUCAAAAGAAACCAUACCAUGGUAGUAUUGUAGAAAAUACUUUUUUCCCUAUUUAGUGGGAAGCGGGUCAGUGAUCUAUCCAACAGAAAAACUGUAAUUGGUUAGUUUAUACAAUUAUGUAACAAACAAAAUGGAGAAGUAGGAUGGGUAACUGUUUAUCUUCUGCAAUAUCUGCUGUCAAGAAUUCUUUGUUGCAAUCUUUAAUACCCGUUUGCUUUGCAUCAGUUUGUUCCUGUUUAUCUUAAUCAUAGAACUGUUUGUAUCUUCUAUGUUACUAUAUGGUGCUCUUCACUUUCAUAAUAAGGUUAUUCUUUCUUGGGUGGCCUUGUUCUUGUAAACCCAAUAAUAUAUAUAUAUGGAGAGUUUUGUUUUUACUGGGACUAAGAGAGAUAAGAUGUAAAAAGUAAGCAUUUUUUAAAUGUUCCAAGUACUUCAUAAAAGAAUAGAUUGGUUCCUGAGUGUUUAGGUGCAAAGUUCAAAUUUAUGCAUGAAUUGAAAAUUUCAAUAAAGGGGGAAAACCUAGAAAGACAAUUGCUGACAUAACAGUGAUUUUAUCUGUAUAUUGUUAAAACUCUUGUGUCUGUUUCAUAUUUUGUAAACUUCAGCUGGGUGAAAUGUUGCAAUAUAGAGCAAAACUUUGCCAACAAAGGCCAACUCAAAUGGACCAACUUACAGAACGCAUGAGACUCAUUACUCCUGAGGAAUUGAAAUUUGUGGAAUUUUUUUGCCACCUCAGCACUGCUGCCAUACUACAACGAUCAACUGCAUUCACGUAAAUCCCCAUUUUCAAUGUUUCGUUACCGCUUCCCAGAAGCCACGGAGAAUCCAGGAGGAUUGCCGAUUCUCCUAUACUUCUUGCCAAAGCUGUUGCCUGUGGGAAGCUUGCAGGGAGAAAGUCAAGGGAGAACUGGUCCAGUCUCUCUGCACUCAUACUGAGACACCCUUUUCUGCACUCCCUUGCUCCUUCUCCCACCUGUCAGCAGCCAUUUACCUGAUGGUAGGGCAGGGCAGGGAAACGAAAUGAAGAUUUCCAGUACUUACUGCCAGUUUCUCACAAGGAAACUCAAUGGGAAAGAGGACAGGAAGUCGGAAGUCACUCCCACUUCCACUGUUUUUUUCCAAUCUUUUAAAAUCCACCCUAUUGUCAUUGUUUCUCUGUUUAAGUAAAAAAAAAAAUCUCUGAAAUGAUGACCAAAUGUAUAACAGGUUGCAUAGUUAUCAUUAAUACUAUAUUUAAGAUCUGUCCAUAAAUUCAAGUUACUAUGAUAAUGAGUAGUAGUUGGUUUAACAACACAUUAACUUUUCUGACUUUCCUGUUAAGCUGCUCAGAGGAAAAAGCAAUAAUUGGGACAAAAUGUUUUGUGGCACAGUAAAUAUUUACUGGCACGUUUCAUGAAGGGAGUGUUAUUCUGAUGUAAUAAAUAGUUGUGGAUUGUACCUAAAAUUGGUUGCUCAACAACAAAAAUAAGACAGUUGUCUUUGCAGGUGUAACCCUGCAGCAGGAAAUAAAGGAACAGAAAUCAAUGCAGUUGUUACUUCUUGCAUUUUCCUCUUAUUUAAUGUCAGGGGUGGUGCCAGUAUCUAAACAUCUGUUCUCAAUUAGAAAAGGCCAAUACUAUGUUGAAGAAAGUACCACUUAAAAUUAAUGCAAUGUUUAAUCUUUUAUGGAUGUUUGAACUACUUACAGUUGAAAUUUUCAUAUCAAAAACUAACUGAAAAAAGCUGUAAUAAUAUAUGUUAUCAGGCCCAUAGAUUUAAAAGGUAUUCAGCAAAAUAAAUCAUCUAAUAGUUUUUAAAAAAUUAUCUUCAUUCCCAUUAUUUUUCUG
Messenger RNA from Ahaetulla prasina, 6652 nucleotides. RefSeq names its product G protein-coupled receptor 183 (gene GPR183). Bases 1142 to 2242 code for a protein of 366 amino acids. Gene Ontology annotation, biological process: G protein-coupled receptor signaling pathway. The transcript has 3 exons. The record is from RefSeq and is a predicted model, not a curated record. Lineage: Eukaryota; Metazoa; Chordata; Lepidosauria; Squamata; Colubridae. Gene Ontology annotation, molecular function: G protein-coupled receptor activity; oxysterol binding. Gene Ontology annotation, cellular component: membrane.